Camellia sinensis is the source of this 454-nucleotide messenger RNA. Lineage: Eukaryota; Viridiplantae; Streptophyta; Magnoliopsida; Ericales; Theaceae. The record is from RefSeq and is a predicted model, not a curated record.
AUUACAAUGGAAAGGAAGGGUGUUGAUCCAGCAGUUGCACCAUUUGCUAAAGCCCCUGGGGAGAUCGAAGGUUUGGGACUUAGGGAGGGAGCAAAUCUCGUUAAAGUGCUGAAUGCACAGCUGUUGAUGCUUUCAAUCAUGCUGGAGAAAAUAUUAGUUUUUGCAACCCGGAGCCCUUCCAAAAUGUUGACCUUGGUAUGGUUUCUUUAUAUUGGUGCUAAUUGUUGUGGAGUCUUUUUGCACAGUAUCAAUAAAUUAAUUGGUCUCACUCUGCUUUCUCGUUAUGUAGCCAAUGCAAUCAACAGUACUAUAGUUUCUAUAUACCUGUCUUCCUCAGUGUGUUAUCCAAUUACUCUGACCUUUGCCAAUCAUAUACUUGCUGUCAGGGAAUGAAAAAGUGGAUCAUGUAAAUCAGGCAAAUAACAUGUAUCUAUUUCCGGGGUUAGUGCUAAUG